AUGGACCCCCACCAACAUAAUCAACAGAAUAUCCUAAGAAUUGGCAAUGCUCCGUCUUCUAUCAAUUCCCAGAGUGUGGGCGUGUACUACGAUCCAUAUGAAGGGGAUGUAUACGAGGAGUACAUGGAAAAUCGCUCGAUGGGAUCAUUCACCGGCGAGUCCUAUCAGGGCGGGCUAGAAGUAGCUUCGGCAGAUUUAGGUGCAUCCAUGGCAUCACUCGGCCUCAACCGGACAAAUCAGUUCGGCUCCAUGUCCGGUCGCCUUGCUACGCUCGGCCGCGUCCAAACCGUCGAAAAGUUCAAGGACCUAUCGCUUCCCGCCAUUGUCGAGCUUCUUGAAAACGGGGACGACAGUAUAGCCACCAAUGCCGCUGCAUACCUCCAACACCUGACCUACAACAAUCCCGAAAACAAACAUUUAGUUCGAGAAGCUGGAGCAAUUGAAGUUCUCAUAAGCGUGCUAGAAGAUAGAAACUCGUCUGAUAAACUGCUGGAGCAUGCAGCAGGAGCUCUGAGAAAUUCGUCUUACGGAUGUAAUGAGAACAAGAUUAGUAUCAAGAAUUUUGAAGGCAUUUCUGCGCUUCUCAAGGUUCUCCGGCAACGAAGAGACGUUCCAAUGAUAAGAGUGCAUGUAACUGGAACAUUGUGGAAUCUCUCAUCACACCACUCUCUGAAACAACCGCUCCUAGACCAAGUCAUCAACGACGUUGUUCAAAUCGUCCUGGCUCCAUACGCUGCCGAACUCCGCCACAACGGUCUUCACUCUGCCUACAGCCGCCAAAGUGGGCUACUUCAGAGCUUUGUGAAUUGUUCCGGUCUCGUGCGAAACCUUUCGUCGCAUUCUGACGCCGCCCGACGUCGCCUGCGCGAUGCUGAUGGACUCAUAGCUUCAAUCGGAAUUGUACAGAAUCUAACGUCCGAAAACUAUUAUUCCUCUGCUUAUCUGCGCGCUCACUUUCGUAAGGAAAAAGGGCUGCCUCUCCUUGUCGAGAAGAUCGCCGAUGAAAGUAGAACGAUCUCCAACACGGCGAUCAUCUCCUUGCGAAACCUAGCCGUCGAUCUGAAGAAUAAGGAGCUCAUUGGCAAAUACGGAAUGGGUGAAGUCUGCGCAAACAUUCCCGACGCCAAGCAGGCCUCUGUUGAUGACAAAAUCGGAUUAGCAGCGUUAUUCUUGGCAAAAACGCUGGUAGAAUACCACUCGGAGAAUGCUCAGAAAUUCAUCGAACAUCAGGGCGUACUCAAAGUCAGCGCGAUCAAUGAGUCCAAGCAUUAUUCGGACAAAAUGCGCAAAGUUGCCGGCCAGGUGCUGUCAGCUUUGUGGCAAAUCAAGCAACUGAGAAAAUCGUACAAAAAUGAUCUUGGUCUCAAGAAAUCACAUUUUCAGCCGCAAGUUCUCCACGAUGGAGAAACGAUCAGACCCCAGCGGGCUAAAAAUGGCGACUCUUGGGUCUGA
This is a messenger RNA of Oikopleura dioica, 1452 nucleotides long. Lineage: Eukaryota; Metazoa; Chordata; Appendicularia; Copelata; Oikopleuridae. The record is from the annotation of a GenBank genome assembly.